Messenger RNA from Carya illinoinensis, 591 nucleotides. RefSeq lists its product as uncharacterized. Gene Ontology annotation, molecular function: RNA-DNA hybrid ribonuclease activity; nucleic acid binding. The record is from RefSeq and is a predicted model, not a curated record. Lineage: Eukaryota; Viridiplantae; Streptophyta; Magnoliopsida; Fagales; Juglandaceae. The coding region runs from base 1 to 591 and encodes 196 amino acids. The transcript has a single exon.
AUGAGAAAUAAAUGGGCUAUUGAGAAGGUACUACUGGACCCCUUCCAGGUUGCUAACAAUGCUAUCAAUACAUUCAAGCCGUGUCUCCCAGUUAGUGGGGAACCAAGUUUUACAUUGCACAAAGCAAGAUGCUGGCAGGUACCCCCUUCAGGUUUUUAUAAACUCAACGUUGAUGCUGCCCUAUUUUUUUAUCUUAAAAAGGUUAGAGUAGGUGCAGUACUUAGGGAUGGAAAAAGAGAGAUGGUAAUGGCAGUAAGCAAGGCCGAAAAUGAGCUGCAUGAUCCAGAAUCUAUGGAGCUGAUUGUGAUGCUAAGGCGUCUUCAAUUCAUCCUACAAUUGGGUAUAAGUAAGAUCAUCCUGGAGAGUGACAGCCUAUUAAUGGUAGAAGCCUUAAAUGCCAAUCAAGAAUCACUAUCAUUGCAAGGUAACUUGCUGAAAGAAGUCAGGAGCUUGCUGCAUUGUUUUGAAGACCAGAAAGUGCAACAUGUUUGUAGAAGCAGAAACCAGGUGGCCAACACUCUUGCCAAGCAUGCGUGGUCUAUCUCGGAUACAGAAUUAUGGAUGGGAACAAUUCCCCCUUUUUUGUCUUAG